AUCUCAGUCUUUGCCACCAGCUGCAGUGUUCCUCAGUCAUCCUCUCUUCUCUAAACCCUCAGAAGUAGCACCAUGUGCGACACCGAAGAGUUUGUGGCAGAGUUCGAGGAGGAGGUGAAGGAGCAGGAAGCUGAGGAAGAGGAGGAAGCUGAGGAAGAGGUUAAAGAAGAGGCUGAGGAGAAAGAAGAAGUUGAGGAAGAACAAGAAGAAGCUGAGGAAGGAGACGAACCUGAAGAGACACAUCAAGAAGAAGCAGACGAUGAGCAUGAAGCUGAAGAAGACACCAAACCCAAACCCAAGAUGUUUGUUCCCAACAUUAUACCACCAAAGCUGCCUGACGGGGAGAAGGUGGACUUUGAUGACCUCCACCGGAAGCGUGUGGAGAAGGAUUUUAAUGAACUGCAAAGCCUGAUUAACCUGCACUUCACCACCAGGCAGAAGGAGGAGGAUGAGCUGGUAGCGUUGAAGAACCGAAUUGAACGUCGUCGGACCGACCGUGCUGAUCAGCAACGGAUCAGAACUGAGCGAGACCGUGAAAGACAAGCACGCCUCGCUGAAGAACGAGCCCGUCGUGAAGAGGAGGCCGCCAAAUUGCGUGCCGAGGAAGAUGCCAGGAAAAAGAAGAUCCUUUCCAACAAGGGCUACGGCGGCUUCCUGCAGAAGGUGGAUCAGAAGAAAGGAAAGAAGCUGACCGAACGUGAGAAGAAGACCAAAUGUCUGCUAGAGCGUCGCAAGCCACUGAACAUCGAUCAUCUCAACCAGGAGAAGCUGGGAGAGAAAGCUCUCGACCUGUGGAAGUGGCUCAAUCAGCUCCACGCUGAGAAGUUUGAGUUGGGAGAGAAGCUAAAGUCGCAGAAGUAUGAGAUCAAGGUUUUGCGGAAUCGAGUAAGUGACCAUCAAAAGGGAACCAAGGUUGCGAAAACCACCAGGAAGUCCUGGAAGUAAAUUAAUCAGAUUAAUACACAAAACAGAGCCAAAAAGUCUUGCUUUGAACUUUUCAAGGACAACAUUUAACGUUUUCUGAUUAAUGUUUAUUCAUUUCUCAUUGUGCUGUAUGACUACUGUAUGUGUCAUUGGUUUUUAUUGGGAAUAAUGUUUUGUCGCAUGCAAGUCUCAAGCUCAUUCUCUAAACAUAUGAAAUGCUUUUAUGUCUACAAGAUUUACAUUAUGCAGAAAUGCAGUUUAUUUUCUAAUAUUUGAAUGUAUGACUUUUUUUCUUUCAACCUUUGCUUAAUAAUUGUAUAUUCAUUUCACAUUGUGCUGUAUGACUUCUGUAUGUGUAAUCAAUUUUUAUUGGGAAAACCUAUUGUUACAUGCAAGUCAUUCUGUAAACAUUUUCAAAGCUUUUUUUGUUCACAAGAUUUACAUUAUGCAGUAGAAAUGCAGUUUAUUUUCUAUGAUUUGACUGUGUGACUUUUUAUUUAUUUUAUUUAUUUAUUUUAUUUAUUUAUAAAGUGACAAUGUACAACAUGACAUGUUGUGCCAGAGUUAGCUAUAAAGCUAAUUUACAUCUGUAGUCCCUGGGCAGGAAGUAACAAAUUUAACAGUUAUAACAAAUACAAUGUACACUUACAGUACAAUAAAUACAACACAUCGUCAAUAUAAUGAAAUCAAAUCAAUGGCUGCAUAUUUGAUUUUGUUUUAGCCAAAUUUUAAGAACAGUUUUAAAAUUAUUAAAAGUGCUGCUCUCUCUGACAUACACUGGUAUUUUAUUUCCACUUUCUUUUUCUUUCAACCUUUGCUUAUUAACACAAGUGCUGACAAAUAUAUUGAAUUAAAGCAGUGGUUUCAUUUUAGAAAUUAUGCAUUAUGUAUUGACAUCACCAAGACCUCUUUCAAGACUGAAAUCCACAAAAUGUGUAAAAAUAAAUGAAUCAAUAAAUAAAUAAAAAAA
This is a messenger RNA of Danio rerio (zebrafish), 1894 nucleotides long. It is a transcript of the gene tnnt2c, whose product is annotated as troponin T2c, cardiac. Gene Ontology annotation, cellular component: troponin complex. The record is from RefSeq and is marked provisional. NCBI's taxonomy places the organism in Eukaryota, Metazoa, Chordata, Actinopteri, Cypriniformes, Danionidae. Gene Ontology annotation, biological process: regulation of muscle contraction.